GUGCCACGAUGAGCCGCUAGUCGGAAGGAAGUGUCGGCACGACACGACGCACGCGGCACUCGGCACUCGGCGUGACGCACGGCCACCAUGAACGACCCGGAGCGCGAGCAGCGCGACAACGCCACCUGCGCGCAGCUGCUCAACAACACCGUGCCGCCGCCCGGUCUGUACUGCCCGGGCACGUUUGACACGUGGGCGUGCUGGCCUCCAACGCGCGCAGGCGCUGUGGCGCGCGUACCGUGCCCCGGCUUCGUGCCCGGCUUCAGCACCGACCUGUUGGCGCACAAGCAGUGCACGAGCAACGGCACGUGGUGGCUGCACCCCAACACCGGCAAGCCGUGGUCCAACUACACCACCUGCAUCAAGCCCGAGGAUGACAUGAGCGACAUCAUCGCGGUCUACGAGGCCGGGUACUCCGUCUCGCUCGUCGCGCUGCUCCUCUCGCUCGCUAUCCUCGCCUACUUCAGGAGUUUGCGGUGCGCGCGCAUCACAGUGCAUAUGAACCUGUUCGCGUCGUUCGCGCUCAACAACGUGCUCUGGCUGUUAUGGUACGAGCUGGUGGUGGGUGCGCCCGCCACGCUAGCCGUGUCACCCGCUUGGUGUCGCGCGCUAAACGCCGCGCUGCAGUACGCACUGCUGACCAACUACACGUGGAUGCUGUGCGAGGGGCUCUACCUGCACACAGUGCUGGUAGCGGCCUUCGUGUCCGAGCGCCGCCUGCUGCGCGCGCUGCUGGCGCUCGGCUGGUUGCUGCCGCUGCCCUCUACUAUCAUCUACGCAGCGCGCCGUGCCGCCGCCGACGACCCUAUGUGCUGGUCGGACGACGGCGCACCGCCGCUCGAGCUGGCCGUGCUCGUUAGCGUGGCCGUGCUCCUGAACCUCGGCUUUCUGUGCAACAUCGUACGCGUGCUGUGCACAAAGCUACGCGCGGGCGGUGGCGCGGGUGGCGCGGCGGCGGGCGCGGCGCAGCCCACGGCCACGGCGCUACACGCGCUGCGCGCCACGUGCCUGUUAGCACCGCUGCUGGGUCUGCAGUACUUACUGAUGCCGUACAAGCCAGAUCCGAGCGCCAGCUGGUGGCGCCUGUACGAGUACGUGUCCGCGCUGAGCUCCUCGCUGCAGGGGCUGUGCGUGGCCGUGCUGUACUGCUUCUGCAACGGCGAGGUGCUGGCGCAGCUGCGGCGGCGCUGGCGCGUGCUGACGUUCCGCCCGCGCGCAAACUCCACCACCAACACCACAGUCAGCGUGAGUACCCCGAAGCGCGCGCGUCUGCUCCGCGCCGCCCGCCCCGAGGCUGACCAUGUGCGUGUGUUGCAGUUUGUGCGGUCGACGGCGCCGGGCGCCGGCGAGGACAAGGUGUGACUGGCGGCGCGCGGCGCGGGAGGCGCUCUCGACGCCGCCGAGGACGCCGACGCCGAGGCCGAGCGCCGCCGCGCCGACUCGCGCCACAUCCGCUUCGAGUGCGUGGACAGCGACGACGACGCGCCGCCGCACACGCGCCUGCUGUAGGCGUCCGCCUCCGCUCCCACCCCCGCGCCCGCGCCUGCGCCCUCUUCUGCAUGACAUUGAGUGCUCUGUGUGGUGUGAUGACUGAUUCUAACUCUCUUCUUGCAUGUUUUGUAGUGGCCUAAUCUUAACCGAGUUGUGGGAACUCUGUUACAUGUUGUAUAGAAUUAUAUGAGGUUAAACGAUUACGAUACAACGCAACUAGUAAGGUCGUCGAUGUCGUGGUAGUGUACAUAAAGUUGUAAAUAGCAAAGGGAAAAGGAAACGCUAAAGGCCCGCGACUCGCGUCCGGGUCGGUGUACAGUCACUAACGUACGUGUACACGCGUACAUCUUUUGUAAGUUUAAUAUAUAAAUAUGAUUAUAUAUACAGUGUUACACGA
Molecule: messenger RNA, 1888 nt
Organism: Cydia amplana
Lineage: Eukaryota; Metazoa; Arthropoda; Insecta; Lepidoptera; Tortricidae
Gene: Dh31-R
Product: calcitonin gene-related peptide type 1 receptor
Exons: 5
Coding region: 88-1362 (424 amino acids)
Biological process (GO): adenylate cyclase-modulating G protein-coupled receptor signaling pathway; cell surface receptor signaling pathway
Cellular component (GO): plasma membrane
Molecular function (GO): G protein-coupled peptide receptor activity
Source: RefSeq, a predicted model, not a curated record